Hyaloperonospora brassicae is the source of this 2040-nucleotide messenger RNA. Lineage: Eukaryota; Oomycota; Peronosporomycetes; Peronosporales; Peronosporaceae. The record is from the annotation of a GenBank genome assembly.
AUGUCGGCGAUUCAGGAGGAGCGGAUGAGUACAUUACAGGGGUCGUCCGUACUAACACAAGCGCCUUUGCCCAACUCGUGCGACGCGUCACCGACCACGUCGUCGUCCAGCUCGGACUCGAGUCCGAACAACCCGCGCCCGGUUUGCUCUGUCCCGACACCAGCUUUUGCUCCGGCGGCUGCUGGGAAAACGCUCGAGUCGCAGUCGUCGUCGGAGUCCACUGAUGCCGGAGCUGCGGCGACUCCUGCUGCGACGGUGGGCGAUGUGCCACGGACGAAGUCGUUCAAAAUGCCAACGCGCGCAUCGAUCGCGCGAUCGACGCGAAUGAUAUCGACGCCGUUGAUGUCGCAGGCCUCCAUGGCCGGUGCCAAAGCGAUGAAAAAUCUCAGGUCCAGAGCCCCGGGCCCCCUUCGCUUUGACGGCUUUGCCUCAGGUGGUAACACGUCCAGCACGCGAAAUACAGCGAAGCAGACGCCGUCAAAGAACAAGACAAAAGCGCAAUCGGAGAGGUCUCGUCCUAAGCCGAAUAUCGAUGACGACCUUGUGAACGACGCAGUCAAGAAGCCCGCACCGAAAAAGAGCUCCGAUUCCAAACCCACGAAGAAAGUAGUCAAGAAAUGUCUUUCAUCGCAGCGUGCACUGUCUUUCGAAGAAUUGGUCGCUGCCAAAGAUGCGUUCCGACCGACAGCAGAAGGACGAAAGCCUCGCGUGGUCGACCUAAGCGUCGCCUCAAAACAUACAGCUGGUGCAGGUUCGGACAAGCAAUCAACGGACGCCAAGCCGUCCACCCAGCGUCCAGGGGCAGUAAAGGGACAAAUUGCACGUGCAAAGCCACCGGCCGAUUUGCUUUCCAAGCAAGCGAAGCAAAUGCGCAGUCGUCGUCAGGUUCCAGAGAAUCAGGAAAAGAUGCGCGGACGUGCGUCAUCAGACGGCGGCCAGAUGUCGGUGGACAUUCCGAUUCUCGGGGACAAUGUUCGAGUCCGUCCGAGGGCACUGUCCGACUUGGUACCGACUCCAAUAUUGCAGAGCAGCGAAGAGCCGUCUCUACGUCUUCGCCACUUUCAAGGCAAUUUCCAGAACCGACGAGGCCAGUCGUUGUUUUACUUUUCACUGUUUCCUCCAGAGAAGUUGGCCAUGCGGGCAGUUAUCGUGCACUUGCAUGGCAUGGGCGAUCAUUGCCGAAGGAGUACGGCUAUCUACGAACGACUUUGCCACGAAGGCUUCGGUGUCAUUACCUAUGACCUCUUGAACCACGGAGUGAGUGACUGCGACCGGUACAACACGCGCGCCCACAUCAGUAAAUUUGACGAUUUCGUCGACGACACGAACGACUUUAUCACGUUCGCCAAGAGCAGCAUCUUCAAAGUCGCGCUCCGGUACUGGCGGAAACACCACCAUCCUAUCCACCCGCAUGGAAAAGAAAAACGACGCAAGACUCCACCCGAGUUGCCGCUUAUCAUCUCGGGAGCGUCGUUCGGGUCUCUCAUUGGCUUGCACACGGUACUUUCGGCUCAGCACAAGUUCCACGCAGCUUUCUGGGCGUCGCCUACGAUUGGUGUUACGUGGACGCCAGUGCUGUGGGCUCAAUGGAAGUUUGCUCGUCCGCUGGUCGCAGCGUUCCCAACGGCGAAGGUCAUUCCUGCGAUCCCGCACAGCUUGCGAUCACGAGAUCCGGAGUUUUUGAAACGAUACAGCGAAGACCCUCUGACGUCGAGUAACAUGAUCACCCCGCGCAGUGGUCAUGAAUCGCUCAAUGCCAUGAUGCGGCUUCAACAAGAUCGUCGAGUUACCGAUGGCGACUGCCCGUUCUGCUGGGUCCCGAUGCUAUUUCUCGCUGGAUCAGUCGACCGCAUAACCGACCAAGCAGCAGCGUUCAAGUUCUACAAUCAGCUGGGAAGCCUGGACAAGGAUUUUCAGCUUUUCGAGGGUCUGUAUCACAUGAUCUAUGAGGAACCCGAAAAGGAGGACGUGUUCAAAUAUCUUGUGGAUUGGUUACAUCGGCGGUUUCCACUCGAGACUCGGCAUCCGGUGAAACCAUAA